UGAGAUUACCACUCAGAAGAACCAGGGCACUAAUGGAAAGGCGUGUGGAUAGAACAUGCCCUCUUUGUCCCUAUUUGCCUCAACUUUUUUCUUUUCCCCAUCAACGGAUUCCAGUUCUCUCAAUAUUGGAGUUAUGGUUGAACAUGGCUAUUAACAAUAUGCCAGUUUCUAUUAAGGUCUGACCUCUGAAGUUACUACUGAUCUAUCUGAAAAUAUCUCACCAUCACCACUGUAUUUAAGUUUGGUAGCCACUUACAAGCAUAUGGGUUCACAGCCUGCAAGACUGAUGAAUCCCCACAGAGGUCCGCAAAUUUCUCUGUACAAUAAGCAAGCAAGUUGUAGAUGUAAGGACUAGCACUCUGCCAUUUUUCUUGCCCAAUAUCAGUACUAGAUUACUACUUUUAAAAUUGCUACUUGCAUAAGCUGAUAUUGUUUCCUUUCCUUUAUACGAUCUGCCUUUUAUGUAAUUCUUGGAGGUGAAAUAUGCAGGUAUAAAGCAAACCUAUCUUUAACUGUGAUUCUCAUUCUCUCUCAGUUCAGUGAAAGAAAAACUCCACCUUUUCUUCUCCUAAUAAUAUCAAUUCGUCUAUGGAGACAGCCCAUCUCAAUUGAAUUCGAAAGCGACCUCCAAAGCCCAAUAUAAUUCCAUCAACCUUUUAAAGCCUUGAUUCACUUCCACAGUUUCUCAAAACUUCCAAUAUCACCAGCAUCAUGGGAGCCACUGCCACAUCCACUACAGCGGAUACCAGCCCAAAUUUUGAUAAACCUUCAGAAAUUUACGCAGAUGAAGUCUCAGUCUUCCCACCAACACAUGAUGGCCUCAAAUUCUGGCAGUUCAUGAUUGCGGGCUCUAUUGCUGGCUCUAUAGAGCACAUGGCCAUGUUCCCAGUGGACACUCUCAAAACUCGCAUGCAGGCCAUUAGUUCUUCAUCCAAAACCCCAUCAAUAACUCUCAGGCAAUCGCUUGGCUCGAUCAUAAAGCUAGAAGGCAUAGCCGGGCUUUAUCGUGGCAUUGCAGCAAUGGGACUUGGUGCCGGCCCGGCCCAUGCAGUGUACUUCUCAGUGUAUGAAUCUUCCAAGAAGUUUUUAUCAAUUGGAAAUCCAAAUAAUUCAAUGGUUCACGCAGCUUCUGGGGUAUUUGCAACAGUGGCCAGCGAUGCAGUUAUAACGCCAAUGGAUGUGGUGAAGCAAAGAUUGCAGUUAAAGGGCAGUCCAUAUAAGGGAGUGGUAGAUUGUGUGAAGAGGGUUGUGAUGGAAGAGGGAUUUGGGGCGUUGUACGCGAGUUAUAGGACGACAGUGUUGAUGAAUGCACCUUUUACUGCGGUUCAUUUUGCCACUUAUGAGGCUGCAAAGAGGGGGCUGAUGAUGGAGGUUUCGAGGGGUGAUGAUGAGACAUUGUUGGUGCAUGCAACUGCUGGCGCUGCCGCGGGGGCGUUGGCUGCAGCGGUAACGACUCCACUAGAUGUUGUGAAAACUCAGUUGCAGUGCCAGGGUGUUUGUGGGUGUGAUCGAUUUUCAAGUAGUUCAAUAAGGGAUGUGAUUGAAGCGAUUGUGAAAAAGGAUGGAUAUGGUGGGGUGAUGAGGGGGUGGAUUCCCAGAAUGGUGUUCCAUGCUCCAGCUGCAGCAAUCUGCUGGUCUACAUAUGAAGCAGUCAAAAGUUUUUUCCAACAACUUAAUGGAAAAACUGAGUGAGAGAAUAGAGAUUUAGUGGAGAAGAAGGAAAUUAAGUGUCGGUAUCUCAGGACAAUUGAAUAAUGGAGAUAGAGAGAGAGGCAUUUUCUUGUAAAGUUGUAAUAGGGAGAAGUUGGGUGUUUUAUAUAUGUGAAGUAAUGAAUAGCUGGGCAGGCCUUUAUUCUCCAUACACAACUCUUUUCCUCUUUU
Molecule: messenger RNA, 1881 nt
Organism: Sesamum indicum (sesame)
Lineage: Eukaryota; Viridiplantae; Streptophyta; Magnoliopsida; Lamiales; Pedaliaceae
Biological process (GO): iron import into the mitochondrion
Cellular component (GO): mitochondrial membrane
Molecular function (GO): ferrous iron transmembrane transporter activity
Source: RefSeq, a predicted model, not a curated record